AAGCAAUAUAUGCAAAGUACUCAACCCAUACAGUAGGAUACAGCAGUCCAAUCUGAAGGUUUUGAACAGAAGCUGUGUUUUCCCCAAUGUAGGGUUGCAGUUGAAGGAAGCCACUUCCAAAUUUCGGCCAUCAAGACAUUCUACACAGACUAUCACAACCACAAGGGGAUGGUACAGGAUAGUACUGCAGGGACCUGUGGACUUGUCUCUUCGAUGUCGCAAGCAACUUCAAAUAAAAGAAGCAAACAACCAGACUCUAAAAAUUUGUCAAGCUUGCAUUCGAAGAAAAGAAACGUAGACGACUAGCCAUCCGGAACAACUUCCCAACUAGUGGUGAUGAAAGAACACAACUGCUGUGACAUUUGUGCAAAAACAUGUACAUGUGAUAAAAACACAUGCUCAGCUGAACCAUCACAUGCUGAACAAAAGAUAAAGGAUAUCCUGCUGCAUGGGCUAGGUACAGCUGAAUGGAGAGUUGUUACUGUGGAAGACAGCAAUGUUUCAGAACUGAAAGAAAGUCUGCAAGAAUACAGAGAAACAUUACUGACAGACAGUAGUGACCACUUGUAUACAAGUCAAGAUUUAGCUGGGAAAGUCACUAUCAUGAACAAACAUUUCUGGAGGAAGAUUGCAUUGGGUUUUAAUUGAUUAACAUCAAUACCUUUAAUUUUACAGAAAAGUGAAACUAGUUUCAAGUCGAACUUGAUGGAGAAGGAGGGUCUCGUGAGAUCAGUGAAGUGGGCUGACAAAAUGGGAGUCAAGAUCGGCACCAUCGUGACGGAUCGUCACAGACAGAUAACCAAGUACAUCCGAGAUGAGCUUCAACCUCGCGGAACCAGCCACUUUUUUGACAUUUGGCACGUUGCUAAGGGUAAAUUUAAAUGUGUUCUAUUUCAUAUUGCUUUCGCAGGACUCAAGAAAAAGCUGCUGGCUGCUGCAAAACCAAAGGGGUGCGAAACAAUAAAGGAUUGGGUGAGCUCAAUAGUCAACAAUCUCUACUGGGUUGCUGCGUCGACGCCAGGUUGUGACCCAGACCUGAUGUGGGCUAAGUUUGAGAGCGCCAUAAACCAUGUACUGGAUGUUCAUGAGCAUGGUAACCCACUGUACCCGAAGUGUAUUCAUGGUCCCUUGCCACCCCAAAGAUGGCUUAUCCCUGGUAUGAUAAUUAGUUUGUUUUUACUGAAGUUCCAAUUGCUAGGCAAAUUUUUGAAAGAAGACGACAACCCAAACCCAAAACUAUUUCUUGACAAGUGUUAGUUUCCCUAAUCUGUGCAUUUUUAACUCCAUUUGUAAAAUUUAUUUACAAUGUGUACUAUGUCUGUACAUUACAAUCACAUUUAAUUUGUUUUUGCACACAUGUACAUUCUUUUUGUAUAUUUCCCGGUAGCUUCUAAAGUUACCUUUUUUUUUUUUUUUUCAAUUUUUCAGGAUCUAAACCUGCUGAGAAAGUUGCAGAACUAUUAGAUAACCCUUGGCUCAUGAAGGAUGUGCGGAUGCUCUCCUCAUCGAUGCAGACAUCUUCCGUGGAAGCCUUCCACUCGCUGAUAAAUCAGUUUGCUCCGAAGAUGUUUGUAUAUUCCUACCAUGGCAUGCUCUGCAGGUGAGCCCCUAGUCAAAUAUAAAAUGGAAUUUUAACCUAUGGAAAAGCAUACUUUUAAAAGCAAUGACACUGUGCAAAAAUCCCAAAACACAUAAAGCCUUUACUGUAACUUGUUUGUUUUAUGUUCUUUGCUUGGUCUACAGGGUUUAUCUGGCUGCCCUGCAUUACAACGAAAACACUGGCAGGGAGCAAGCAAGGAGUACUGAUGGAAGAUUGGCCUUCACCAUCAGUUACCCAAGGGCAAAACAGGAUACUGGUGGAUACACUGUGCGGAAAAGGCUGGUGCAUUGCACUUAUAGUAAGUACACAUACAUUUAUAAGCCGUGCCCUGUAGUGACCAGUGCAGUAUCUUGCCUUCUAAAAAAGCAUUGGAAUACACAAGGUUCAUCUUUUAUUGUUUUUGUCCUAGAAUACAACCAGCGCAUAAUUGACCAGACUCUUAGGCUUUUUCGAGGAAGGCAGCAAAGAUGCACGGUCAAGAUACAGCCAGCUUAUGAAGAACCCUGGGCCUCUCACUCUCAAGCACACCAAGCCGGACAAGGCAACAGCAGUCUCCACUUUUGUGUCGAGAUUUUCAAAGUCUGUAGCACCAGUGGGGAAACCAGAAGGAACGGAAGACUUGGUAGUUGAGGAUGAAGCGACAAAGAGAAAGAAGAGUAGAAAUAAAGACAAAAAGGGGAAGUCAGCAAAAAGACAGAGGGAAAAGGGAAUGAACAAAAAUAGGACCGAAGAUGACAGUGAUCAGGGAUCAGAAGUGAAAAAGAGAAGCCGAAAAAGAAAGAAAAGCAGCCGAGGAGAGACAUCCCAAACAGAGUAGAUUUAAGUUCCAUCUCGUGUGAGAAAAAAAGAAAAAUGGCAGACGGGUGCAAUAGAUGUGAAAAGGGGAAAAAACACAAUGAGCAAGAGAAACGACUUUCAGUAAAGAAUUAAUUUAUUCAUCAUUUUUCUUUUAAUGCGUGUACAACACCAAUUAAAGAAAGACUGACAACUUGGGAGACGAAUCAAGAGAAACAUUAUUUUACAUCAGUGCUCAAUGAAUUUGAGCCACUUUGCAACAUUGGUGACAUGUUUGUCUUUGUAUGCACUAUGUGUUCUAGGCUUUGGACAUUAUUGGUGAUUACUCAAAACAAUUGUCUUGGUGACCAGAAAUUGACAGUAUAAAACAUUGUUAGAAUCGACUUGCUCUGAUGUAACGUAGUUUCUUAGCAAAAAAAGAAAUUUCUCACUCAAAUAAUGAGACUUCAGCGAAGCCUUUUACUAUUGCCAUCUGAAAGAACACGGCCUUUUGCAACAAAUGUAUUAAUUUCUUGAAACUUGAUGACCAAUUAAAUCUGAAUUUUUACAGGUUUGAAGUGACACUACUUUCUUCCCAAAAAUUGGAACCGUCCGUAUCUGACAUUAUGAUAUGUUUUCCCGAUACACACGAGACGACAUUGCUGCGUCUCGAGUCUCUCGAGUCCAGUACUACUGUACGUAUUGUGUAUAUUGCUAAUGGGAAACCAGGACGUAUAACAAAGGUGCCAGACUACACAAGCCAAGCCAUGAUGGUCAGUCGACCAAAUCGCCCCAAUAAACUUCUUACACAUGUAAAUCAUGCAUGAAAGUCGUCCAAAAUGAAUCGUGAUCAUGGAUCAAGUACAUGUACACGACAUACAAGCACGAGUAUCUAGUAAAUGUAUAUACACGAGUGUACUUGUAUACAACAGUGGGAUAUUCAAGUUGGUAUUAUCGUCGCUGCUGCGUGCAUCCCUAGCGUAAUACACUUCGCGCAGCAACAUGUAUAGCAUGCACUGGUCAUCUAAUUGUGACGUCACACAUUCUAAAGAUGUAAACAAAGAUGACCUCUCGCUUUUCUUAAAACAGGACUCAUGCGGGUUGGACAUAAAUGACAUUUAAAAUAAAUACCAUGCCUCAAGGGCUAACAACCUAAUUAAAUAUAGUGUCUUUAUAACAUAACCUUCCAGAAAUGUGUAAACUUCACUGGUUUAGUAAUUCUUAGACGGCCUCUUUAACGACUUGACACUAUAAGAAAUAGUCAACUAGUGUCACAUUGUUUUUCCAUUCAGUGAGUUUUGUGAGCGAUACACAUUUGCACGCAAGGAAAUCGCCUUGAAAGUAUGGAAGACUGUAAAAAUCCAUUGUGUAUGACCAAAGUUCACUGAAGACAUUGCUGUUUUGUUGGACAUGUUGGAGUCGGCAGAGGUUGCCUUUCAUGGGGAGACGCUGGCUCAC
Messenger RNA from Asterias rubens (European starfish), 3832 nucleotides. RefSeq lists its product as uncharacterized. The coding region runs from base 706 to 1257 and encodes 183 amino acids. The transcript is spliced from 2 exons. The record is from RefSeq and is a predicted model, not a curated record. NCBI's taxonomy places the organism in Eukaryota, Metazoa, Echinodermata, Asteroidea, Forcipulatida, Asteriidae.